Anarrhichthys ocellatus (wolf-eel) is the source of this 1320-nucleotide messenger RNA. RefSeq names its product protocadherin alpha-8-like. Gene Ontology annotation, biological process: homophilic cell-cell adhesion. The record is from RefSeq and is a predicted model, not a curated record. Gene Ontology annotation, molecular function: calcium ion binding. The annotation marks the transcript as partial. Gene Ontology annotation, cellular component: plasma membrane. NCBI's taxonomy places the organism in Eukaryota, Metazoa, Chordata, Actinopteri, Perciformes, Anarhichadidae. The transcript has a single exon.
GCUGAAUUGAGGUACUCUAUUCCAGAGGAGAUGAAGGAAGGUACCGUGGUUGGAAAUGUUGCUAAGGAUCUUGGUCUGGACAAAACCUCUUUGAUUGAUCGACGAUUUCGAGUUGUGUCUGGAUCUAAGGACACUUUUUUCGAGGUAAACCCGGACAAUGGUGCCUUACAGGUCCGUAAGAAAAUCGACAGAGAGGAGCUGUGUCGCGGUAGUGGUGUAUGCUUAAUGGAGCUGAAAAUCCUGGUUGAAGACCCUUUGGAAAUGCACCAUGUAGUUGUAGAAAUUACUGACGUAAAUGACCACUCUCCUAGUUUUCCUGAAAAGGAACAGCAAUUUCAAAUAGCAGAACAAACAUCUCCAGGAACUCGAUUCCAGCUGCACGCGGCCCGUGAUCCCGAUGCUGGAAUUAACUAUAUCCGCACAUAUACAUUAACGUCAAAUGAUCACUUUGAAAUAGAAUUUAGUCCAAGCGAUGAGGAAAAAAUACCAUUUUUAGUGCUGAAGAAGUCCUUGGACAGAGAACAAAAGAAUACCCACUUGCUAUUUGUAACAGCAGUUGAUGGAGGUAAACCUCAAAGAUCAGGAACACUGAAUGUUUCUAUUAUUGUUCUUGACGUUAAUGACAAUCGUCCGAUAUUUAGUCAAGACACUUACCAAAUAGAAAUAUAUGAAAACGUCCCAGUUGGCACUACUGUUACAAGAGUGAAUGCAACAGAUCCAGAUGAGGGGACUAAUGGGGAAAUUGAGUACAGCCUCAGCAGAACAUUAGCACGUAAAGUCUACGAAAUAUUUGAAUUAGAUAGUUUAAGUGGACAAAUUAAAUUGACAAGAGUCGUGGAUUUUGAGGAAUCCGAGAAUUAUAAACUAGAUGUUGAGGCAUCUGACAAAGGAACACCUCCAUUAAUAGGGAGGAGUAGAGUCAUUAUAAAAAUAAAAGAUGUCAAUGAUAAUCCACCAGAAAUAGAAAUAACAUCACUGUCAAAUACAGUGUCUGAAGAUUCAAAGCCUGGAACAGUUAUUUCACUUAUUAGUGUAACGGAUAAAGACUCCGGUGUGAAUGGAAAAAUUAUCUCACGCAUAACUUCAGACGUUCCUUUUGAAUUAAAGCCUUCUUAUAAAGAGAACAUAUAUUCAGUUGUCACGAAGGGAAUUUUGGAUCGAGAGGAGGUGUCACAUUAUGAAAUAACAAUAAAAGCCACCGAUUGUGGUGAACCUCCCUUAUAUACUGUUAAAACACUGAGUAUUCAGAUAUCGGAUGUAAACGACAACAGUCCACAUUUCUCCCAAAAUCCAUUAGAGUUUUACCUGAUAGAAAAUAAC